GGGGUGUGUUUAUAUAAAGACUCACACAGAGACUGCGCACAGGGACAGUGACUCACUGCAGCGAGCAGCUCAAACAGUACAAUGUCCUGUCUUUCUCCCAAGCAGGUUUCAUGUGAAGAAAGUAACAUGGAACCGUCUGAAUCAUAUGAAGUUGUUGAGAAAACUCAGUGUUUGCCCAUCCAUAAUCCACAAGAAACAACAGAAGGCCGCUUCCUGAAAUCGAAGUGUCUGAUGCCUGAUGAACGACAUUUACACGAUGAAAGUAACAUGGAACCGUCUGAAUCAUAUGAAGUUGUUGAGAAAACUCAGUGUUUGCCCAUCCAUAAUCAUAAUCCACAAGAAACAACAGAAGGCCUCCUUGAGAAACUGAAGUGUCUGGUGCCUGAUGAACGACAUUUACACGAUGGUCUACAGAAAGUGGCAGAGGACUAUCGACAGAAAAACUUACCUGUCAUUAACCUGAAUGAGCUAAUAAAAGCCAUAACCACAACAGUAGAACGCAUAAAACCCCAAGAAACAAAAGGAUUGGGAUCAAGACUAUUUUCUUAUACACCCAGCCUAACUUUAUCAUUAUCAUCAAGUAAAAAGGCCAAAGUUUAUAUUGUAGUGGCUGCUAAAACAUUUGGUGCUGAUCAAGAGAUCCUAAAGGGCAUCCAUGUAGAAAUAUGUCCAGAGCCUGCAAACUGUGACGUGGUCUUGGUCUUCUGUCCUGUCACGUCUCGUUCAGGAUCAGACAUGGAAGAUGCCAUGAGGAAUAUCUCAGAGAAAGCCAAUGGGAAAAAGAUGAUUUUGGUGGUGAUGCAUCAUUCAAUAGAGGACAUUUAUCUCCCACAACCCCUGCAAAACCCUGGAUACCCGAAUGUUAUUAAAUAUGUCAACGUUGUCUACCAUGAAAGUAAGAAAGGUUUAAUAAAAUGUGACAGAAAUGAUAAGGCCAUACAGGAACUAAAAGAAUUUUGCAAGAAUUUAGCAAGCUAAUAAAAUUGUAAUGAAUGUUUUGUAAUCAAUUCAAGUUUGAGUAAUCUCGCAGUCUCUCCUGGGCCCUAUUCCAACCCUCUUUACCGUUAGCUGUAAGAUUCUGUCCAAGCCUGUCACUCAUGCUCCCACCCACAAUUCUCCAUAAAUAUAACUGUACACUACAAUUUGACUGAUGUGCAAUAGUUUCAUGAGCAGAAUGAACAUUGAUAGCGCUCUGUGGAGUGAGUGACUUAGCGCAGAGAGCAAGGACAGGAGAGACUUAUUAAACAUGUUAAGUUGUUUAUGGGGAAUAUAACAUUUUUAAAACAAUAAAAGAUAACGCGUGA
This is a messenger RNA of Periophthalmus magnuspinnatus, 1304 nucleotides long. RefSeq lists its product as uncharacterized. Lineage: Eukaryota; Metazoa; Chordata; Actinopteri; Gobiiformes; Gobiidae. The record is from RefSeq and is a predicted model, not a curated record. Bases 82 to 978 code for a protein of 298 amino acids. The transcript is spliced from 8 exons.